Molecule: messenger RNA, 2610 nt
Organism: Phasianus colchicus (ring-necked pheasant)
Lineage: Eukaryota; Metazoa; Chordata; Aves; Galliformes; Phasianidae
Product: cytochrome P450 4B1-like
Molecular function (GO): oxidoreductase activity, acting on paired donors, with incorporation or reduction of molecular oxygen; monooxygenase activity; iron ion binding
Source: RefSeq, a predicted model, not a curated record
CGUGGUCAGUGGUUGCACUUGGUGUUCUCAGAAGACUUUCCCAACCUUAAAGAUUCUAUGUUUCUCCGCACUAAACAAUCCUGGUUCUCCACAGCAUCCCCUCACGUCCAUCAGCCACCCCUGGUGCCCGUUGUUUGUCCCCAUGAAGGCACACAGGAGCAGUCCCCAAAGCCUGGUGGUACCACCGUGUGCAAAUUGCUGCAGGAACACCCGGCCAUCGCUCAGCCAUGCUUUGGGCAUUGCUUUCUGCCUGUGACUUGCCCCGUGACAGAAUUUGUCUGUCCCUCGCCAAGCUCACUAUGGAGAAUGCACCUCCACAUUUUGUGCCGAGUGUUUUUAAGCUACGGCUUAAAAUCACAGCUCAGGUCGCGUAGGGAGUCACACGACGAGAGCAUCACUGGAGUGAAGCCUUGAAACUCCACAUACAGCAUUUUUGCCAAAUAUGCACGUCGGGUCUCCCGAGAAGAAAACUGAAUUCACUGGGGCAAUUAGGAACGUAUAUACACACAUAAAGGUGACGGGGGGAACCCGAGGCAGCUCCCCGGCAGUCCGUGCUUUUCCCCUCCUCCCUUAGUGCCAGCACCGCCCGCGCUCCUCCUCCCGUUCUGCCCGAUCCCCGGCGCCGGGCAGGGCUGGAUGCUCCGCUCUCAAUAAGCGCUGCCGUGAUUCGGCGGCCGCUCGGACCGCGGGCCCGGCCCCUCCGCCCUGCAUCGGCCGCCGGCGGGGAUAAGAGCGCCGGUGCCCGCGGGUACCGCAAGGAUGAAGGCGUCCUGGUUCGGCGUGGAUGUGGCCCGCGUGCUGCACUUAGCCGCCGUCUUCUGCUUGACGUGCGUGCUGCUGAAGGCCAUCCAGCUGUACCACCGGCGGCGGGAGCUGCUGCGGGCUCUGUCCGCCUUCCCCGGGCACCCCACGCACUGGCUGCUCGGGCACGUUCAGGAGUUUCUCAAAGAAGAAGAUCAGCUGGAAAAGGCAGAGGCCUGGGCACUGAAGUACCAAUAUGCCCACCCUGUGUGGUUCGGGAGUUUCUCAGCCUUCCUGGUGGUCACCAACCCUGAAUAUGCCAAAGCCCUUUUUGCCAGAGGAGAUCCCAAGGAUAACCUCGGCUAUAAGCACCUUAUCCCAUGGAUUGGGAACGGCUUGCUGAUCCUACACGGGCCCAAAUGGCACCAACAUCGGAAGCUCCUAACGCCAGGCUUUCAUUAUGACGUCUUGAAGCCUUAUGUAGCCCUCAUGGCAGAGUCUACCAAUGUGAUGCUGGAUAAGUGGGAAAAGGUGAUCACAAAUGGGAAACCGGUGGAGCUCUUUGAGCAUGUCAGCUUGAUGACUCUCGACAGCAUCAUGAAAUGUGCCUUCAGCUACCAAAGCAACUGCCAGACAGACAGGCAAAACACCUACAUCCAGGCUGUCUAUGACUUGUGCCAGAUGGUGCACCAGCGACUCCGUAUCUUUCCCUACCACAAUGACUUCAUUUACUGGCUCAGCCCCCAUGGAUAUCGGUUCAGGAAGGCUUGCCAGCUUGCUCACGACCACACAGACAAAGUGAUCCAGGAGCGAAAGGAGUCCCUUAAAGAUGAACGGGAGUUUGAGAAGACCAAGAAGAAGAGGCAUUUGGACUUCCUGGACAUUCUGCUCUGUGCCAAGGACGAGACUGGAGCUGGCCUGUCUGAUGAAGACCUGCGUGCUGAAGUGGACACGUUCAUGUUCGAGGGGCAUGACACCACAGCCAGUGGGCUCUCUUGGAUCCUGUACUGCCUGGCAUCACACCCUGAGCACCAGGCACGGUGCAGGGAGGAGAUCCAGGACAUCCUGGGUAGUCGGGACACCAUUCAGUGGGAAGACCUGGGGAAGAUGACCUACAGCACCAUGUGCAUCAAGGAGAGCCUUCGCCUCUACCCCCCAGUGCCUGGUGUAUCCCGGCAGCUCAGCAAGCCCAUCACCUUCCAUGAUGGUCGCACCCUGCCAGAAGGCACUGUCACUGCAAUAAGCAUUUAUCUCAUUCACCGAAAUCCCUCGGUGUGGAAGGAUCCUUUGGUGUUUGACCCGCUGCGUUUUUCUCCAGAGAAUGUAUCUGGCAGGCACUCUCACGCCUUUCUGCCUUUUGCUGCUGGAAUGAGGAAUUGCAUCGGGCAGCAGUUUGCCAUGAUUGAGAUGAAGGUGGCCCUGGCGCUGAUCCUGCUCCGCUUCGAGCUGUCCCCUGACCUCACCAAUCCCCCCCGUAAGAUACCUCGGAUCAUCCUUCGCUCCAAGAAUGGCAUUCACUUGUACUUAAAGAAAAUCCAUUGAUGCUGGAAAAUGGCCUGAGCAUCAGUGGGAGGGACCAAGCAGACUGGCAUGAAACGUUUCCCUGGGAUACAAGAUUCACAGCAGCUCAGGAUACGAGGAUUCCUCCGCUCCUGCAUGGCUGCCAGCAGCCAAACUUGUCCCUGUGGGCACCCCAGUGCCUGCAGGUCAGCUCAGGGCUGACCUCAUCUCUCUUUUCUCUCUCUAUGCCUGAUUGCACUCAAUGCACUGGUUACAGCUUGGGCUUGGAACUUUUGCUCAAGCUGCAAAAUAUGUUGUAAUUCUUGCAUUAAUAAACCAUUGAUUCCUGUAACAGCUGCUGUUUUGAGU